Messenger RNA from Sorex araneus (European shrew), 2253 nucleotides. RefSeq names its product zinc finger protein 69 homolog. The record is from RefSeq and is a predicted model, not a curated record. Gene Ontology annotation, biological process: negative regulation of transcription by RNA polymerase II; regulation of immune system process; regulation of cytokine production. The transcript is spliced from 6 exons. The coding region runs from base 448 to 2031 and encodes 527 amino acids. NCBI's taxonomy places the organism in Eukaryota, Metazoa, Chordata, Mammalia, Eulipotyphla, Soricidae.
CCGGGCAGCCUCUCCCCGCCUACAGAGCAAACCGGCGCGAUCGCGGGCGUUGGGGCAGCUGCAUUGUGUGGAAUCGGGACGCGGCGGGGUUCUGCGGGACCCGGGAAGAACAAAACCUGUUAGCGCCCGACCGGCCUCCUCGGAGCAGCGCCCGCCGGGGGCUGCGAGUCCCCACGGGACGCCCCUGCGCGCGGCUCCUGCCCGCGUCCUCGGCCCGCCGCGAUCCGCUUGCAGUCUCCUGCUGCGAACGCUGGGACACUGGUGGGACACCUGGGGCUUCCUAGUCCCUCCUUUCUUGCCCGGUGCCCCCUCUCGAACCCAGGCCUGCGUCAGUCCCCAGCAUCAGCUGCCUCCUGAGGACACAACUUCCUCUGAAAGGGGAGUCCAUGCUGCAGGGCUGUUGAAGCGCCACACAGCCUUGGGACACUCUGGGCUUCACAUCCAGCCAUGCUUCAGCAGCUGCUGAUCACGCUGCCUUCCGAGGCUGGCACCUGGGUGAAAUUGCAGCACCCACAGAAGGCCAGGGCACAGGCGCCCCUGUGGGAGGACGUGACUAAGAUGUUUGAAGGAGAAGCUUUGCUGUCUCAGGAUGCUGACGAGUGCCAGGAAGGAGGUUUAGAGGAAGAAGUGGCCUCUGGACCCCUGACCUCAGGAGCCCAGGAUCUGCUGACCUUCCAGGACGUGUCUGUGGACUUCACCCCGGAGGAGUGGGGACAGCUGGCCCCUGCUCAUCGGGAUCUGUACCGGGAGGUGAUGCUGGAGAACUACGGGAACCUAGUCUCAGUGGCACCAUAUCCACUCUCCAAACCAACUGUGAUUUCCCAGCUGGAGAAAGGAGAAGAGCCAUGGGUGACCGAGGAAGGAGGCCCGGGAGACCCCAGUGCAGACUUGAAGAGUAAAAGAGAAACCAGUGCAUCAGCAGCAAAAAAUGGCAUUUCACAGGAGCAGUUAUACCGUGGCAUAAUAAUGGAAAGAUUCAUGAGGGAUGAUGUCAUUUAUUCAACUUUGAGAAAAAUGUCCAAAUAUGAGUUAGAACAGCAUGAGGAAACUCAUGGACGAGACACAGAACAACCCAUCUUGACUCACAGCACGAGAGGUCACGAAACAAACACAUUCGGGGAAAAUACUGUGAAUGUAAAUGUUAUCGAUAGGAAGCACCACAAAUGUAACACAGCUAGAAAGAGAAACAAAUACAAGUCAGAUCUGAUCACUCCUCCAACAAAUUGCAUAAGAACAAAAACCUAUGAAUGUAAUAUUUGUGAAAAAACCUUCAAACAACCCAUUCACCUUACUGAACACAUGAGAAUCCAUACCGGUGAGAAGCCUUUCAGGUGUGAGGUAUGCGGAAGGGCCUUCAGUCAAAGCGCGUCCCUCACUACACACCAGAGAAUCCAUACUGGCGAGAAACCUUUUGAAUGUGAAGAAUGUGGGAAAGCCUUCAGACACCGCUCCUCUCUUAAUCAACACCAUAGAACUCACACUGGGGAGAAGCCAUAUGUCUGUGACAAAUGUCAGAAAGCUUUUAGCCAGAACAUUAGCUUGAUCCAACAUUUGAGAACUCAUUCUGGAGAAAAACCUUUCACAUGCAGUGAAUGUGGGAAAACCUUUAGACAGAUCAGACACCUUAGUGAACAUAUCCGAAUCCAUACUGGGGAGAAACCCUACGCUUGCACCGCAUGCUGUAAAACCUUCAGCCACAGAGCAUAUCUGACACAUCACCAGAGAAUCCAUACUGGGGAGAGACCCUACAAAUGUAAGGAAUGUGGGAAAGCUUUUAGGCAGAGGAUACACCUUAGCAACCAUAAAACUGUUCAUACGGGAGUGAAAGCCUAUGAAUGUGACCGUUGUGGGAAAGCCUACAGGCAUGAUUCGUCCUUUAAGAAGCAUCAGAGACACCACACUGGAGAAAAACCAUAUGAAUGUAACGAAUGUGGAAAAUCCUUUAGCUAUAAUUCAUCACUUAGUCGCCACCAUGAAAUACACAGGAGGGAUGCCUUCCAAAAUAAUGUCAAGAUAGAUUAUUCAACAUGAAAGUGAAAACCAAUUCUAAUGGGGAUUUUAUGCUUUAAAAUUUCAGAACUCUAGAUUUGAGGGAUGGACAUAUUGUAUAAUUAAACACUCCGUUGUGUAAAUAAAUACCCAUCGAUUACUCUAGUAACAUCUCUAUACAAAGUACUUAAUAAAAAAGGAUAUUCCUUGCAAUUAAGUGAAGCAAUGUGGAAAUUUCACUUUUUUUCCUGUUUUCAUAGUAAA